AUAACAUCAGCUGUAGUUUGCAAAUGUGUGUGAAAUAAUGUUAUGACACAAAUGUAUGCGCAGAUAUAAUAGAUGAAAUAAUUUUUGUGUAAUUAUAUGAAAUGUGAUAUACGUCUAUAUCUGAUACCACAUCAUAUAUAUAGAUAUGAUAUCAUAUUUAUAUUAUCACAAUAUGUGAUAUAGAAAUUACGAUAUAAUAUUUAAAGGAUAUAAAUAAUUUAUUUUUAAAAAAUCAUGUUGUCCUUAAAUCGACAUUAUUUGACAUAUAAAUGCGUUGAUUCAAUCUUGUCAAAGAGAUUCAAGCAUCAAUUUAAUUCCAAACAUGUUUCCAAGAAAUUAUAUGAAGUACUUGGAGUAGCAGAAGAUUGCGAGGAUGAGACCUUAAGAUUAGCAUUUGUACAUCUUGCAAAACGAUUUCAUCCAGAUAGUGGGACACCAGAAGCUAAUGCUGUUAGAUUUUCCGAGAUUGAAAGCGCCUAUAGAGAAAUUCGAAAAAUUAGAAACACUCAGAAAGAUGAAAAAACAUCAGAAGUAGAGGACUUUGAUAUUAAGCACACAGCACCACAGCAUCGUCAUUAUUUGACCUAUGAUGUGGGAAUUGGCACACCUAGCAAAAGACAACGAUUGCAUACAAUACAAAGAGCUCAGAAAGCAGUUGACAAUGUAAUGGAACACAGAUUGAAUAAAUUGCAAGCCGAAGAGCGUAAUACAUUAAUUGGUAUGGACAAACAAACCAAGGAUAUUAAAACUCGUUAUGGAAUGGAUCGUUUGGUGGAGGACUUAAUUCAGGAGGCAAUGAACAAGGGUGAAUUCAGUGAUCUACCUGGAAUGGGAAAACCAUUAAAUACUACAAAUGUCAGUAAUCCUUAUGUUGAUUUUGUAACUCAUAAAUUAAAUCAGAUAUUGAUAGACAAUGGAUUUACUCCGGAAUGGAUACAAUUGUCAAAGGAAAUCAGAGAAGAAAUUGAAGAAUUGAAAAAGAGAUUAUCAGAAGUACGUAAUGACAUAGGGGAACUUCCAUUAACUCCAAAAGAUGAAUCAAUAUGGAAGAAUAAUUUGAAAAAAUUCGAAACCACAACAAAGCAGAUAAAUAUUAAAAUUGAUAAAUACAAUUUGUUGGUGCCCAUACUACAGAAACAAAUGCUUCAUAUUAAAUUAGACGAGUUUGCUAAGAAGGCAUUAUUAAUACCACCUGUAAAAAAUGUCACAAAAUAUGCAAAUACUAGUCACACAAGUUCGAAUUUAAGUAUAUCUCAGGACUUUUUUAGUUUUAUAAGCGACUUGUUUAGUAAGAAGGUUACAUAAAUAGCAGAAUGUGAUAUAAAUAUUGUAAAAUUAUUUGUAUAUAAAUAUGUUGAGCUCUUGUUUAUUUGUGGUUGUGAGAUCAACUCACGUAUAACAAUAUAUAUAUAUCAAAUAAUAGGAUUGAGAGAUUGUAUAAAAAAUAUAAUUUCUAUUUAUAAACUUCGGUAUUGUAUAAAUCUAUGUGUCCUCUAAUUAAUUCCAAUUGAGAGUACCAUCUUCUUUUAAUUUUAUACUACCAGUCGCCAGAUGCUUUAAAGCACGAGGAUAAGCUCGAUGUUCCGCUGUCUUUACGCGUUCUUGCAAAGUAUGUUCCGUAUCAUCUGGUAAUACAGGUACUGCUUCUUGUUCGAUAAUAGCUCCUGAAUCAAUCUCAACCUAAUAAAAUAUGUAUUAAAAGCGUUAAA
Messenger RNA from Nylanderia fulva, 1709 nucleotides. RefSeq names its product dnaJ homolog subfamily C member 28. Lineage: Eukaryota; Metazoa; Arthropoda; Insecta; Hymenoptera; Formicidae. The record is from RefSeq and is a predicted model, not a curated record.